AUGGUUGAAAAAAAGGAACAAAGUAUUCAUUGUGAAAUUGAGCUUGCAAGUGAUAAUUCUAAAGCUUUGAUAACUUUUGUGUAUGGGUUAAAUGGUUACAUUGAGAGGAGAGAGCUUUGGAAGGACAUUAACCGUUAUAAAAGUGACUUCAAUGGGUGCCCUUGGGUGGUCUUAGGUGACUUUAAUGCUAUUAGAAGAAAGGAGGAAAAGGUGGGAAGGGUCGUUAGAUGGGAAUCCCAUGAAGAAGAGUUGAAUAAAUGUUGCAUUGAAGCUCAUCUUGAAGACCUUAGAUUCAUGGGGUCUUACUAUACUUGCAGCAACAUGAGUGAAGGAGAAAACCGAAUUGCUUGUAAGCUUGAUAGAAUCUUGGUGAAAAAGAAGUGGCUUAAAGAGGUCCUAAGAUCUAUAGGGGUAUUCCUUCCUAGUGGACUCUCAGAUCAUAACUCGUGUGUUCUUAUUGGAGUCAAGGCCGAUGAACUUGCGUUACUUGAUUUCAAGAAUCAAAUAACUCAAGAUCCUCUUCAAAUCAUGAGCUCCUGGAAUGCCUCUAUCCAUUUCUGCAAUUGGACUGGUGUUAACUGCAGUUCAACUAAUGGAAGAGUCACAGUCUUGAACUUGGCGUCGCUAAAAUUGGCUGGAACGAUACCGCCUUCAAUAGGAAACCUUACGGCUCUUACAGCUAUGAAUCUGUAUAACAAUAGCUUCCAUGGUGAACUUCCUGAAGAAAUAGGUCGUUUACAACACCUACAAACUCUCAAUUUCAGUAACAAUUACUUUGGCGGGAGUAUUCCAACGAAUUUAUCUCGUUGUGCUGAGCUUAGAAUAUUAGGAUUUGCUUACAACGAGUUUAUCGGGCAGAUUCCGGAGCAGCUUGGUUCAUUGUCGAAACUGGUAUUUCUAAGCUUUGGAGCUAACCAUCUUUCAGGAAAAAUUCCAGCUUCGAUUGGAAAUCUUUCUUCUCUUGCCUCUCUGUUCCUUUCCGCCAAUAAUUUACAAGGGAGCAUACCCGAAGAACUUGGGUUGAUAUUAGGCUUGAGAAUGUUUCAACUGGCUGGUAAUAAUCUGUCUGGAACGAUCCCCUCUUCAAUCUUCAAUCUUUCUUUGAUAUUCUAUUUCUCUGUAACUGAAAACCAGCUGCAAGGUCAACUACCCUCAGAUGUUGGUCUCACUCUGCAUAAUCUUGAGAUGUUUGGAGGAGGAGCUAACUAUUUUACAGGAAGUAUUCCUGCAUCAUUGUCAAAUGCUUCUAAUCUAUCCCUCAUUGAUUUUGGUCAAAAUAGCCUCACCGGGAAUAUUCCAGAAAGUUUGGGAAGACUGAAAAGCUUAUUUAGACUUAAUUUUGGAUAUAAUAGACUUGGAAAGGGCGAAGUUGAUGAAUUGAAUUUCUUUUCUUCCUUAGCUAAUUGUACUAGUCUUCAAAUUUUGGGUCUAUAUGGAAACGGUUUUGGGGGAGAAUUGCCUAAGUCCAUAGGAAACCUUUCAACUCAAUUGCAGGUUUUAGAUAUUGGAGGGAAUCUGAUCCAUGGGAACAUCCCUGCUGAGAUUGGAAACCUAGUUAACCUAGUUGCCUUUUCAUUAGAAGAAAACUACUUAAGUGGCCGUGUUCCUGAAGCUAUUGGGAGGCUCCAGAAUCUACAAGCAUUGUAUUUGGAUUCCAACAAAAUUUCUGGAUCAAUCCCACGUUCACUUGGCAACAUGACUGAAUUAAAUACGCUUGUUUUGAACAGUAAUGAUCUCGAAGGAAGCAUACCUCCAAGUCUUGGAAGGUGUCAAAAAUUGCUAGCACUGGAUUUAUCUAAUAAUAAACUAAACGGCACCAUACCCACAGAAGUUGUCAGUCUUUCUUCCAUUUCAAAGUAUUUGCGUUUGUCUAACAACUUUUUGACUGGUUCACUACCAGUUGACGUGGGUAACUUGAAAAAUCUUGUAGAGUUGGAUGUUUCUAAGAACAAAUUAUCAGGUGAAAUUCCUAGUAGCCUUGGUAGUUGUACUACUUUGGCACGCUUAUACUUGGGAAGUAACAUGUUUGGAGGGACAAUUCCUGAAUCUUUGGAGGGUUUAAGGGGCUUAGAAGAAUUGGAUCUUUCUUGGAACAACUUAUCUGGCCAAAUCCCUGAAUUUUUAAGCCAACUUUCAUUUCUCAAGUAUGUAAAUCUUGCAUAUAAUAAACUUGAAGGUGAAGUACCCAAGGGAGGAAUCUUUGCAAAUACAAGUGCCAAUAUUUCACUUAUUGGAAAUGACAAGCUUUGCGUCAGUAUUCCGGAACUACUUCUACCACUAUGCCCAACAAAAGUUUUUGAAAAGCAUGCUAAUAUAAAGGUGGUAAUCUCUAUAACUAUUGGUGUCACAGUUGCAAUUCUGUUGGUGAUUUCGUUUAUUUUAUAUUCCAAAAUGAAAUUUCCAAAGACAACUUUCUCCACAUCUUCGAUUAAUAGCCAAUUAUUUCUAUCUUACUCUGACAUUUUAAAAUCAACUGAUAACUUUUCUGAUGAAAAAUUGCUUGGAGUGGGUAGUUUUGGUUCUGUCUACAAAGGUGCUCUUCCUGGUGAGGAGAAAAUAGUUGCAAUUAAGGUGUUAAAAGUUGAACAUCGAAGAGCUUUAAAGAGUUUCACGGAUGAAUGCAAUGCUUUAAAAAGUAUACGACAUCGGAACAUCCUCAAGAUCCUAAAUGUUUGCUCAAGUGUUGAUUAUGAAGGUAAUGACUUUAAAGCUCUUGUUUUAGAGUUCAUGUGUAAUGGAAGUUUGGACAAGUGGUUACACCCGGUUCCUAAUGAGCUAUCUGGUGGAAUCAAGAUUUUGAGCUUUAUGCAAAGACUCAAUGUAGCAAUUGAUGUUGCUUCUGCUUUUGAGUAUCUGCAUCACUAUUGUGAGACUCCAGUUGUGCAUUGUGAUCUCAAGCCAAGCAAUGUGCUACUUGAUGAAGAUAUGACAGCCCAUGUUGGUGACUUUGGAUUGUCCAAGCUCCUUCUUGAAUCUUCAAAUAAUGCCCCAACAUCAGCAGGUCUAAGAGGUUCUAUUGGCUAUUUCCCUCCAGAGUAUAUGGAUGGCCAUGUUUCGAGGCUGGGAGACAUAUACAGCUAUGGUAUAUUAUUGCUGGAGAUGUUCACAAGUAAAAGACCAACAGAUAACAUGUUUAAAGAUGGCUUAAAUAUUCAUAAGUUUGUUUCAGCGGCUUUUCCAGACCAUGUCAUGGAUGUCGUUGACCCAUCAUUACUCUUUGAAGAAGAAAAUGAAGAUGAUGGAAUAGAAGAAGCCAUGAACAAAAACUUGGAACCUCAAACGAAAAAUAAAAGGAAAAUGGAAGAAUUGUUGGUUGCAGUGAUGAGAAUUGGCCUCAUGUGUUCCAAAACAUCUCCUAGAGAGCGGAUGCCAAUGAACCAUGUGGUCAACAAUCUGAAAGCCGUUAAAAACUCUUAUCUUUAA
Mangifera indica (mango) is the source of this 3423-nucleotide messenger RNA. RefSeq names its product probable LRR receptor-like serine/threonine-protein kinase At3g47570. The transcript is spliced from 3 exons. The coding region runs from base 1 to 3423 and encodes 1140 amino acids. Gene Ontology annotation, molecular function: ATP binding; protein kinase activity; protein binding. Gene Ontology annotation, biological process: protein phosphorylation. NCBI's taxonomy places the organism in Eukaryota, Viridiplantae, Streptophyta, Magnoliopsida, Sapindales, Anacardiaceae. The record is from RefSeq and is a predicted model, not a curated record.